AUGGAGGAUGAGGAUCGAUUGUACCGACUAAAUGGCAUCGCUCACGUGGCAGGAAAUAUCGACGAAGAGCCUAGUAGGGUUAUUACAGCCGUUAGGCGGCAGCAGAAUAUGCCGUUACAUGACCGGAUUAUACCUUAUCUGGAGACUGCGGGGUUGUAUCAUCUUGCUAGGCUAAACAGUCAGUGGUUUUGGGUUGAUGAGUCUCUGAUUAGCGCAUUUAUUGAGCGUUGGCGUCCGGAGACCCACACGUUCCAUAUGCCGUUUGGUGAGUGCACCAUUACUCUACAGGAUGUCGCGUAUCAGCUGGGUUUGCCGAUUGAUGGUGCACCCGUUAGUGGGUGCUUGACUGAGUUUGAGAAUCUGAUGGAACACGGUAGACCGGCAUGGGUGUGGUUCCGGGAGUUGUUCGGGGAGUUACCACCGCAGAGUAAGGUGAAGCAGAUGACAGUGUGCUACACCUGGUUCCACGAGAGGUUCCGUGUUCUCCCUGCAGAUGCUACUGAUGAGACCGUUCGUGUAUAUGCACGCGCUUAUAUCCUGAUGCUGUUGUCGUCUCAACUGUUUGCGGACAAGAAUGCAAACAGGGUACACCUUCGCUGGUUGCCUUAUUUGGCAUCAUUGGAGGACUUGGGCAGAUAUAGCUGGGGAUCCGCUGCACUAGCCUGGUUGUAUAGGUGUCUUUGUCGUGGUACAAACAGGAACGUCGUUAACUUGGCUGGGCCGCUACACCUACUACAGUCUUGGAUUUUCUGGAGGUUUCCCACUCUGAGGCCCACAGGUUUUGACCGGUUUGGUUUUCCGCUUGCUUCUAGGUGGGCGGAGUUUGUUCCGAGGAACGAUGCAGGGGCACAGAGAUUAGUUUCCGCACGCCUUGCACUUGAUCGGUUGCUUGUCCACGAUGUGAGUGACUUAUUUAUUACUUAUGGUGGAUCUAGUUUUUCUUACAUGGCACUGCCUCAUGAACGUCUUACUGAUUCUAUGCAGUUUGUGUGGGAGCCUUAUUCUUCUGCUGAUGUUACUGCUGUUAUUCAUCCGGAGAUACUAGUUGAUCAGCACCGACGGCUAUAG
This is a messenger RNA of Arachis stenosperma, 1068 nucleotides long. RefSeq names its product serine/threonine-protein phosphatase 7 long form homolog. The transcript has 3 exons. Gene Ontology annotation, biological process: meristem development; meristem maintenance. Bases 1 to 1068 code for a protein of 355 amino acids. NCBI's taxonomy places the organism in Eukaryota, Viridiplantae, Streptophyta, Magnoliopsida, Fabales, Fabaceae. The record is from RefSeq and is a predicted model, not a curated record.